UGCUAAAGUAUGGUUAUAAUAUUCUGGAACACUCCCUAUAGAUUGGCAUACUGUACUGAGUUCCUAAAUUAAUGAUAUUUUUUACAAUGUUUUUUGGAGGCUAGCAAAAUUAUUAUCUAGAACAUGGUAUUUAUCAGUGGAUACAAAAUAGAGGUUAAAGAGUAGUAAUAUUAUCUCUUAUUGUUUCACUGGCUACUACUGGGACUGGAACUGGUUUCUCUGAAAUAUCAUGGAUAAAAGAAUGCCGACAAGAACAGUCAGGAAGAAGUCCAUCAGACCUCCACCAGUGGAUCACAGCGGGGACUCUGAGGAUGAGAUUUUGGACAUCCCGCCAGACAACUCCCCUGCCAACUCCGUCACCAGUAUAAACUCCAUGAAUUCCAUAUCCAGUCUUCUCAAGGAAAAGAUAAUGAUGACGUUUCCACGAGCUAUCCGCCACAAGAAACCCAAAGAGUAUAAACUCCAAGGGUUUGUCAGUUUAUUGUUCCUUACCGUUGUUUUCCUAGUGGGUUUCGCUCAUGUCUUCUACCACCAACAAGUCCUUCAGAGAGCUUAUUUCGACCGAAUUCGAUUCAACAAUAAGGAGAGGCUUGUGAGGGUUUACAAUUUUGAGGGCUUAGAGAUAGCUCUGGGUUACUUGGCUACAGAACUGCCUGAGACAGACCGCGUCUUCAACUGUCUCCCAGAGGAUGAGAGAAAUGAUGGUUCAGUGUGCAUGGAGUGGAUGAACCUGGCUCGUCUGUACCUGAGCUACUCUGAAAAUGCAGGACUACGCUGUUACCGCUUCGUCUGGCUCAGCCAGGAUCCUGCCGUCAGGCCCACGGACUGCUAUGAAGACGGUGACAACUAUGGGCAUUGGUAUGGGGGAGGCCGCAGUCUGGGCAUGGCCUGGCCGGUAGAACUAGGCAGAGUGGAGAUGUCUGCGUUUGUUACUGGACAGGUAGGACGGCACCGCUGGGGUGGUGUACUGCGGCGGUAUUUCAUUAACUCUCGUGGUGUUGCCAUCUCUGUGGACCCUGAGACCCCUCUCUAUGUCUCCAUCAAUGCUGACAAGUCCACUCGUCUGUGUUUACAGGGAAGGCAUGAUGAGUUUGCGUACAUGUCGUCACAAGGACUACCCAAGCUCAACUACUCCAUCUGCACAGCAACCAACAUGAAGUUGCUACACUCUUCUCUCAGUGAGAAGUCGCUAUGGGAUGGACUGAGGGAGGAAGAUAACUCCAUCAUCAACUCUCUGUUGACUGAACCCGUGUGGCAGAUUGCACCUCAAGAUAAGCACAAACUGACUGAGCAGGCUGUGAUCAACUACACGGAAGAUGUCAUUGCUCUCGGCUUCCUCAGGCAGGGUCAUGUAUUACUCAACGAGUUCUGGCAAGCUGAGGUGGGUGACUUCACUGUGGACACAGAACGGUUCCCCACAAUGGAGAAGACCAUCGAGAUCAUACAUCGUCGAGGCUUUCGGAUCGCUCUCACGGUGCAGCCCUUCAUCGGCACUGAGUCUAACAACUUUGCUACGGCUGUCAAGAAAGGACUGUUGGUGACAGAGAGAGGGUUAGACAGAGAGAGACACAUUCCUGCCUUGACCUCGUACAAGUCUGUGGCCAGCGCGGGUAUGUUGGAUAUCACCUUCAAUGACAGCAUACCUUGGCUUCAGAAGCAGUUGCAGCAACUUGUCAAGGACUAUCAGAUAGACUCAUUCUACCUUGACAUUGGCACAGCAUACGAUAUGCCACUCCAUUACAGCAUGGAGAGGAACUUAACCAACCCAGACGAGUACAAGGCCCUGAUCACCAAUGCCAUCUUGAGCAGUGUCAGUGUCAUCGGGGUGUCUGGGGCCAUCACCAGGCCACCUGCCCCCAUCUUUGUCUCUCUUCCCUCCCUCCCCUCCACCUGGGAAUCGUUGCAAGUCAUUAUUCCAACUACUCUAACUUUUGGCAUCAUUGGAUAUCCCUUUCUCAUGCCCGGACCAGUCGGCGGUGAUUUUGUAGUGAAAGACCCUCUUCGCUUCUCUGGUAAUUCUUCUCUGGACUUUGACUUCACUUUCGAGGAACUGAUAGACAAGGGGCUGCCAAACAAGGAGCUAUAUAUUCGGUGGUUGCAGCUGGCUACGUUCCUGCCAGUGAUACGAUACUCUCACCUACCUAGCGAGUACAAGGACGAUGACCAAGUUCUGGAGCUAGCCAAGGUCCUCACAGCCUUGCGUCAGAAAAUGGUAAACCCACUUCUGAAGAAGUAUGCCCAGGAGGCUCUGGACUCAGGAACCCCACUGAUCAGACCCCUGUGGAUGCUGGACCCCGGAGACUCCGCCUGUCACCUGGUCAAGGAUGAGUUCUCGGUAGGCGAGGAACUGAUUGUGGCCCCAAUCCUGCGGCCCAACACGCAUGAGAGGGAGGUUUAUCUGCCUGCUGGCGUGUGGAAGGAUGGAAUUGAUGGUAGUCUGCGCAAAGGUUCACGUUGGAUCCACAGCUACAAGAUUCCACUAGAAAAGAUUGCAUAUUUCCUAAAGAUGCCAGACAAUACCAGAUUCUAACAGUUUUCCUACUGAAUUACAAGGCAUUCUUUUCAACCAGCUCAUUGAAAUAUAAAACAUUUAAUUUUAGAUAGAAAAUAAGCUGUUUCCAAAGACAGGAGUUGAAAUAAAAAUAAUAAAAUAAUAUUUUUUUAAUGUUUCAUAUCUAAGAAACUGCUUAACUUCACUCUAAUAAUAUGUGACUGAAAAAGUAGUUGUUUCGGAAGUUGUACAUAAUUUGUAUGAUAAAAUAUAAUAAAUAAGAUAGUAACUUUAGUUAUAAUGUAUUCAUUCUAAUUUAUAAAUUAGACAUUUUAUUACUUUCUCUCCUUAUACUAGUAUAGGAGAUUGAUAAAUAGUUGAAUUUUGGCUUGUAAAACAUGUCCCUUUUGUUUUGGAACAACCCACGUCUAUGAAGUAAAUUUGGUUUAAGAAUGAUAAUUUGGUCAAAUUUUGUAAAUACUUAAUGGCUAUAUUUUGUUUUGAAGGUAUUAAAUACUUUUUUAUUUAAAAACUAUGUUUUUGUAAAUAAAUAAUAAUUUAUAAAGAAAAGGCGUUAUAUUUUAUCUCAAUUUUCAACCAGAGACUACAAUAAACUCUAAACUAACCUGGAUAAAUAAACUGGAUGUUCAGAAAAAUUUUAAAAAGUAAUAAAAGUACAUGUUUGUAUUUUAGAUUAAAAUAACCUCCUUAACUAGUGCUUUCUAUAUGAGUUAAUAAAGCAUCUACUUUGCUAUUUCAUGAAUAAACACUUUGUCAUUAUAAUUUUUGCCUAUUUAUGUUUAAAUCUAAAAUAUUUUGCUCAAAAAUAGUGAGAAUUGUAUUAAAUAUUUACAUUGUACAGCCCCAUUAGCUAGUAGAUACCAAAAACUGUAUUUUAUUCUGAACAAUAUGCUUCAAGUUU
Messenger RNA from Homalodisca vitripennis (glassy-winged sharpshooter), 3413 nucleotides. Its product is annotated as myogenesis-regulating glycosidase-like. The transcript is spliced from 12 exons. The record is from RefSeq and is a predicted model, not a curated record. Bases 230 to 2530 code for a protein of 766 amino acids. Gene Ontology annotation, molecular function: hydrolase activity, hydrolyzing O-glycosyl compounds. Lineage: Eukaryota; Metazoa; Arthropoda; Insecta; Hemiptera; Cicadellidae. Gene Ontology annotation, biological process: carbohydrate metabolic process.